AAGACCCACUCACUGAGGAUAAUACAACAUCAGAGGAUUGCUAUUUGACCUCACAAAUGGAGACGAUAGCAUUUACUGUGUCUGGGUACCUUGAUGGCCUGGAUGACCUCUAUGACAACAGUGACCUUUAUGGCAACAGCUCAUAUGAUGAAUGCUGUGAUGGGGGAGACGUAUGUGACCUGAACGAGGGCAAGCGGUUUGAGGCGGUGUUCAUCCCAGUUCUGUAUUCUGCGGCCUUCCUUGUUGGUGUCCUGGGCAACGGGGUGCUGCUGGGAGUUCUUGCUCGGAGCAGAAGGGCCUGGAGCGUUACAGACAACUUCAUCUUACACCUGGGUGUGGCAGAUGUCCUGCUGCUGCUGACGCUGCCCUUUUGGGCCGCACAGGCGGUUCAAGACCAGGGGUGGACCUUUGGUACCCCCCUGUGCAAGAUCACUGGAGCUGUCUUUACGAUCAAUUUCUACUGUGGCAUCUUUCUCCUGGCCUGCAUCAGUCUGGACCGGUACCUCUCCAUCGUCCAUGCUACCCAGAUGUACUCUCGUAAGAAACCUUGGGUUGUUCACGUCAGCUGUUUGGCAGUGUGGCUCUUCUCCCUGUUCCUCUCUAUCCCUGACUGGAUCUUUUUGGAGGCUUCCUACAAUAGCAGGCAAAAUCAAACUGAGUGCAUCCGCGAUUACUACAAAUUUCAAGUGGCGGUAGCUAACUGGCGUCAGGCAUCGCGGCUGCUCUACCACAUCGUGGGCUUCCUGCUGCCUUCAGCUGCCCUGAUCUUCUGCUACUCCUGUGUCCUUCUGCGGCUUCGGUGCGGCUCCCAGGGCCUGCAAAAGCAGAAAGCUUUCCGGAUCAUCAUGGCUGUGGUGAUAGUUUUCUUUCUCUGCUGGACGCCGUACAACAUCACUCUCUUGGUGGACACGUUUCUUCCUGACUCCAACUGUGGGAUGCAAACGACCCUGAAGCAAGCCAUGAUAGUCACCUCGUCUUUGGGUUACCUCCACUGCUGCCUCAACCCCAUCCUGUACGCCUUCGUUGGUGUCAAGUUUAGACGUCAGCUCCUGGAUAUCCUGAGGUCUCUGGGCUGCCAGCUGAAGACAAGUGCCAAAUUUCAUUCUGUUAGCAGCAGCAGGAGAAGCUCAUUUUGGUCUGAGUCUGGUGACACUUCAAACUCCAUCGCUGUCUGACAGAGAGAGACAGACUUGAAGUAAGAUGUUCAUUCAGUACAUCUGCAAGUUUUCUUUUCUUGCCCCACAGGCAGAUAUUUUACUCAUUACAAGCAGCUCAGGUCUUUUUUUGUCUUUUAUAUCUGUACAUGAAUAUUUUUCUUCCGUAUUGAGUCAAGAGUGCAAUUAGAUGUUUUUACUAGAAAUUAGACAAAUGCGAUUGCUUAGUUUGAUUUUUUACAGUGUAAGCCUCCCUUUCUGACAAGUGAUCCUUGAGAGUUUCAGAUGUAAACUGCUUGUUACGAGUCUUGAUGAUGAUCACUUAUCCUGCCUGAUAAUGCCGUGACAACUGAAAAGUUUUUGUGUUUAACACAGGGCAUUAAGCAGUACUCCAAAACCCAAGAUGUCAUCUAGAUCAGGAUCUUACAUACAGUCUAUAAGGACCUGAUCUAACUUGAACAAACAGUCAAAGUGACUGAAAGACAGGGACAUGAAAGCUGAUUGUGUGUUUCUUGGUGUAUUUCCUGUUUUUACGUGUGACCGUUCCUCACCUUCCACAGCGCAUUGGCAGCUGCAGAUGAAAAUGACCACUUAUCACUUUGAGAUCCCACACUUGUGCAAGUGUGAGAGACGUUUUCUUUUUUAUUGUUGAGCAGAAGUAUCACAUUUUCUGUUCCUGACCUCAGGGCUAAAUGCAUAAACCCAACGUGGAUGUAAUAUUGCAAGAGGUGUAGCUUUGUAUUUUCCUUGUAUAUGAUUAAAGUCUUAUGUAACUUUUUUUGUACAAUGCAUUAUUUUUUAUGAAGUAUAUAAAUAAUUGAUAUAUUUUCAAUAAAAUGUCAUAUUUU
Cheilinus undulatus (humphead wrasse) is the source of this 2002-nucleotide messenger RNA. RefSeq names its product chemokine (C-X-C motif) receptor 3, tandem duplicate 1 (gene cxcr3.1). Gene Ontology annotation, cellular component: membrane. The transcript is spliced from 3 exons. Gene Ontology annotation, biological process: chemotaxis; immune response; inflammatory response. Lineage: Eukaryota; Metazoa; Chordata; Actinopteri; Labriformes; Labridae. The record is from RefSeq and is a predicted model, not a curated record. Gene Ontology annotation, molecular function: C-X-C chemokine receptor activity. Bases 57 to 1175 code for a protein of 372 amino acids.